CUCCGGCAGCAGCGGAAGAGACGGCGGCGGCGGCGGCGGCGGCGGCGGCGGCGGCGGCUCCCGAGGCUGGUCAGGAAUCAGGGCAGUCCAGAGUGCCCGGCCCGGCCCGGCCCCUGCGCGCUCAGCUCCGAAGAGUUCCCUAGAACCUUCAACCAUGGCAGAGUACGGGACCCUCCUACAGGACCUGACUGACAACAUCACCCAUGAGGACCUGGAACAGCUUAAGUCUGCCUGCAAAGAAGAUAUCCCAAGUGAGAAGAGUGAGGAGAUCACUACUGGGAGUGCCUGGUUUCACUUCCUCGAGACCCACAAUAAGCUGGACAAAGAUAACCUGUCCUACAUAGAGCACAUCUUUGAGAUUUCAAGGCGACCAGACCUGCUCACCAUGGUGGUUGACUACAGGACCCGUGUGCUAAAGAUCUCUGAGGAGGAUGAGCUGGACACCAAACUGACCCGCAUUCCUAGUGCCAAGAAGUACAAAGACAUCAUCCGGCAGCCCUCAGAGGAAGAAAUCAUCAAGCUGGCCCCCCCGCCAAAGAAGGCUUGAAGGAGGAGGAGGAAGAGGAGGAAGGUUGGACCUUCAAUGGACCACCCCCAUCCUCCUGGGGAGGGGGCAGGGGCAAGCACUACACCACCACCCCCUACCCUACCUAUUCACUAACCUGGUCUUAACCACUCCCAAUUGUGUGUGUGCGUGUGUGUGCGCACGCUCUGGCUGUCUGUCUGUCCGUCUAGCUCGCCUAGUCCCCCCUGGGUGGAUGGGGGGGCAGGGUAUGGGGUCUUAGUCCCCCCACUCUAGGGGGAGGUGGGGGCUAUUUCUAUGCAAAUAGAAAUCAGCACAUUCCCCCUGCAUCUCCCACUUCCACUCCCUUACCUCCUUAUGCCCCCCACAAAAAGUCUAGGAGCAGAGAGGGGUUGAUUUUUCCCAAUGAAAUGAGGAAAGAUGGGGAUGAGGAAAACUAAGAAUGUUGAGGGGUUGAGAAGGGCCCAUUCAGGGGUGAGAAGAGAGAAGACAUAAGGAAAGAGUAAAGUAGUAGUUCUAGGCCAAUGUGGCCCAGGAGUGGACCUGAGCUCCCCACUUGGGGGAGGCUCAGUGAGGUCGAGAUUCAUGCACUGCAGUUGAGCUAUAGGGCAGAUCCCCUCUAUGCCCUCUCUCCAUUCUCUAACAGAAUGGAAGGGCAUGAAUAAACAAACCCCUUUUCACUUUUCUCUAACCCAUUUGAGAUGGGUAUAAGAAGCUCUCUAAAGUUGAAGCCCCUGUUUGCUUUCCAUUCUAGAAAGGCAGAGGAAGUGGGAGGCCAAAGCUGAGGGAGGAUGGCAGGGGGCAGGGGUCCCUCCCUUGCUCCUCCAUUCCUCUUUGUUGACUGUUUCACAGUAAUACCCUGAGCCUGAGGAAGACUGGAGGGCUAUCCUCAAUCAGUCGUCCCCCAAGAGAAACACUCCAGCCCUGAGCCUGAGGGACUGGACCUACGGGUCCCAAUUCCAAUCCAACCCCACCAUUGGCUAAUGGGGAAUUGCCCCUAUUUCUUCAAACUUGGAAUGCCCCCAGACAAUAGAGAAGGGGAGGGGGAAACUACAGUAUUUUCUUUUGCACUAAUUCUGCACCCCUAGGCAAGAGACCUGGCUCAGUCUGGGAGGGAGAGCACUGAUAUCACUCCUCCACUUGGCCCCAUUUCCUGGCCCCUUGGGUUUAUGGCCAUUUCCUAGCCAAACCAUUAAGGAGUAUUGACCCCAGCCUAUGGACCCCAAGAUGCCCCUCUCUACCCUGACCGUGCUAACUGUGUGUACAUAUAUAUUCUACAUAUAUGUAUAUUAAACCCGCACUGCCAUGUUUGCCCUUUUGUGGUUUCUAGUGUUAACUUAUUGUUUAGAUCAGACCAGAGAGCUUGGGGAAAGGGAGUGGGGUGGGGGAUGGGGUUGCACAUAGACAAAACAGAAGAAAAGGCAAAUUCUAAAAAAAAAAAAAGAAAAUCAUAUUCAAGCCUAGAGUUGAUUUAGAGUAAGUUUUUGUGUCUGUUGCUUCUAGGGAGGAAGUAAGAGUAGAAAGUAAGUGAGAGGAAUAAGCCAGCUAUUUGGAAGAGGGAAGAAGCCAGAGGGCUAGAGGUUACCCAUUACCCCAAAUACCCCAACCUCUAUACCCACUGCCCCCAUCCUGCCACUGCUGCAGACACCUGCCUUAACAAACACCUCUACACACUCCGCGGUUUUGCCUUAAGGACCUUCCUAAGACCCCUUAGUCCUGUCUGGCUUUUCCCUAGGAGUUAAGGGGACACUGGCUCCUUUUCCCCAAAGCAAACAGGAGAUUGGUGGGACUGGGAAGAGAAAUGAGCUCUUACUUCCUAUGUUAGGGGGUACAUAAUUGUUGGGGUAAGAGGGGUGCCACCCCCGCCCUUAGCUGGGAGGGAACGAAGGCAGGGUCACCUUAGUUUCAAAAUUCCCUGUCCCUUGGUUUCUCUUAAGACAGAUUUAAAAAAAAAUACUAACUUACCCUCCCACUAUCCUGCACUGCAGUUGAGAGUCACCCCCUUUCCCUGUGCCCCUCUGUCUGUGGUGUGCACGGCCUUGUUCUAACCCUGGAAUAAAGGUGAUUGUACUGAAUACAA
Molecule: messenger RNA, 2603 nt
Organism: Phascolarctos cinereus (koala)
Lineage: Eukaryota; Metazoa; Chordata; Mammalia; Diprotodontia; Phascolarctidae
Gene: PEA15
Product: proliferation and apoptosis adaptor protein 15
Biological process (GO): MAPK cascade; negative regulation of extrinsic apoptotic signaling pathway via death domain receptors
Molecular function (GO): protein binding
Source: RefSeq, a predicted model, not a curated record